Molecule: messenger RNA, 835 nt
Organism: Lutra lutra (Eurasian river otter)
Lineage: Eukaryota; Metazoa; Chordata; Mammalia; Carnivora; Mustelidae
Product: pre-mRNA-splicing factor CWC22-like
Exons: 3
Source: RefSeq, a predicted model, not a curated record
AUCACCUGUGUCUGUGGUCAGCAUCUCAGAUCUUGCACUGGCAGCAAACGGGGACACAGCAGUUGGACUGGGAGCAGCAGGGCUUACAGCAGCAGGACUGGGAGCAGCAGGGGACACAGCAGCAGGACUGGCAACAGGAUGACCCACAGCCUGAAGAGCAGCAGCACGGUUUGCAGCAGCUGGACUGGGAGCAGCCACAUGAGCCACAGGAACCACAGCCCCCCUUGGAGCCCCCACAGGAGCCACAGCCCCCCUUGGAGCCCCCACAGGAGACACAGCCUCCCUUGGAGCCCCCACAGGAGCCACAGCUGGAGCAGGAACAGGCUGGCACACAGCAGCACACAGGCUUGCAGCAGCAGACGGGGACACAGCAGCCGGAGCCACAGCCCCCACAGCUGGAGCCACAGCCCCCACAGCCGGAGCCGCAGCCCCCCUUGCAACCCCCACAGGAGCCACAGCCCCCGCAGCCGGAGCUACAGCCCCCACAGCCGGAGCCGCAGCCCCCACAGCCGGAGCCACAGCCCCCGGAACAGCCACAGCAGCCCAUGGUUCUGGCCCAAAUGCCCAGGUGCCAUGUGGGAGGUGCCCACACUUUCCACAGAGAUACAGAAGCUUCUGGGCGGGCUGGAUCGGCGUUCCUGGAAGCCAGUGUGCAGAGGAGACGGGCAGAGGUGGUGAUGAGAAGGGGGCCUCCUCUGCCUCUGAAGACACAGCCCCUCCCUGGUGAAGCCCCCCAGCCCCCUGGGGCCCUUCCAGCUUGUUCGUGCCCUGGUUGUGGUCAUCAGCCACACGGGCUGGCGGGCAAGGACAGUGAGGGGCGGGCAGGAGACCUGAG